Molecule: messenger RNA, 498 nt
Organism: Saprolegnia diclina VS20
Lineage: Eukaryota; Oomycota; Saprolegniomycetes; Saprolegniales; Saprolegniaceae
Exons: 1
Coding region: 20-328 (102 amino acids)
Source: RefSeq, a predicted model, not a curated record
CCGCACAUCUCCAACCGCCAUGUCACGGACGGCGACGCCUCCUUCCAACGCGCUCCUCCCGCGCAGCACUGCGUCGUGGAACCACUUGGACCGGUCCAGCGCCCUCUACGGGUAUUUGGUGCACCUCUUUUACGGCGGCGAGGACCUCACGCUCGAGGUGGCCGAAGCGCAUCAGUUUGUGCGCGAGUUCGUCGCAUUUUGCACCAAUGAAGGCGUGUCGCUCGAGCUUUUCGACGUCGACGCCGGUCUCUGCGCCUUGUCUUCGAGCGGACACAUUCAUUUAUAUGCGCUCGUCGAAGAGCUAGUUGUAUUCGUGCAGUCCGAGUAGAAAUGGCGCCCGUCGGGGACGUGACGCCACACAAAGUGACAACGACAACCACUAUUUAGCUUCGAAUUGGCCUUUGAAUCAGGAAAUAGAGAAGAAAAACACAUAAUUGAAUUGCGUGGUUGUCGUCGGACCCAGAACGUCUGUUUAAGACGUGCCAGUGCACUCGACGG